This is a messenger RNA of Plectropomus leopardus (leopard coralgrouper), 21363 nucleotides long. The record is from RefSeq and is a predicted model, not a curated record. Lineage: Eukaryota; Metazoa; Chordata; Actinopteri; Perciformes; Serranidae.
GGAGCGCUGCUGAGGCCAAAGGGGAAGUUAGGUUUUGCUGGGACUGAGGGGGUGCCCCCCCCACCGGAUGGUAGCCUUUGGGGUUUUUAGGGGGAGGGGAGGUGGACCAGGGACAGGCAGUGGAUUAUCAGAGUGAUUAAAUGCACUCACUUAGAUUCCUUUACAUUCUGAUGGGAUAGAGAAAAACUUGCACCAUGGGCAAUACAGCUAUGUGUAAGGUGUGCGGCUCGGACAAGGGCCUGAGGACCGCCGGGAGCCAGUCAAACCUGGACCAGAAUGCUUUUCCAGACUACUACUGUCAGGAGCAUUUUCCUUUGCAGCCUCCACUGAUGCUGUCGGACAGUAACACCAGUUUCCUGCGGGCAGCGAGAGCAGGAAACAUCGACAAGGUUUUGGAAUAUCUUAAAGGGGGAGUGGACAUCAGCACCUGCAAUCAGAAUGGUCUUAAUGCACUGCACCUGGCAGCCAAGGAGGGCCAUGUGGAUCUGGUCCAGGAGCUGUUGGAAAGAGGUGCAUCAGUAGAUUCAGCCACAAAGAAAGGAAACACAGCACUUCACAUAUCCUCUCUAGCUGGUCAGGCUGAAGUGGUGAAGAUCCUGGUGAAACGAGGAGCUGACAUCAAUGCACAGUCUCAGAAUGGGUUCACUCCUUUGUACAUGGCCGCUCAGGAGAAUCAUAUGGAUGUGGUGCGAUACCUGCUUGAGAAUGGAGGCAACCAAAGCACUGCUACUGAGGAUGGUUUCACCCCUCUGGCCAUCGCUCUCCAGCAGGGCCACAACCAAGUGGUCUCUAUCCUCCUGGAGAAUGAUACUAAAGGCAAGGUCCGCCUGCCAGCCUUACACAUCGCUGCCCGCAAGGAUGACACCAAGUCAGCUGCCCUGCUCCUCCAGAACGACCACAAUGCUGAUGUCCAGUCGAAGAGUGGAUUCACCCCCCUGCAUAUCGCUGCCCACUAUGGCAAUGUCAACGUAGCCACUCUCCUGCUGAACCGAGGGGCAGCAGUCGACUUCACAGCGAGGAAUGGGAUUACACCUCUUCAUGUGGCGUCCAAGCGUGGCAACACUAACAUGGUUGGCCUGUUACUGGACCGUGGCUCUCAGAUUGACGCUAAAACCAGGGAUGGUCUGACUCCCCUGCACUGUGCGGCCCGCAGCGGUCAUGAUACAGCUGUGGAGCUGCUGCUGGAGAGAGGAGCGCCCCUGCUGGCCAGGACCAAGAACGGGCUGUCUCCUCUGCACAUGGCAGCACAAGGCGACCACGUGGAAUGUGUCAAACACCUUCUGCAGCACAAGGCUCCUGUUGAUGAUGUCACGUUGGACUACCUGACAGCGUUGCAUGUGGCAGCUCAUUGCGGUCACUACAGAGUCACCAAACUGCUGCUGGACAAGAGAGCCAACCCCAACGCCAGGGCACUGAAUGGCUUCACUCCGCUGCACAUUGCCUGCAAGAAGAACAGAGUGAAGGUGAUGGAGCUUCUAGUCAAAUAUGGAGCCUCCAUCCAGGCCAUCACAGAGUCUGGCUUGACUCCAAUCCACGUAGCAGCCUUCAUGGGUCACCUGAAUAUCGUGCUGCUGCUGCUGCAGAAUGGAGCCUCACCCGACGUCAGCAAUAUUCGUGGGGAAACAGCGUUACACAUGGCAGCCCGGGCAGGGCAGGUGGAGGUGGUCAGAUGUCUGCUGAGGAACGGAGCGAUGGUGGACGCCAGGGCACGGGAGGACCAGACUCCCCUCCACAUUGCGUCCCGUCUGGGAAAAACAGAGAUUGUGCAGUUGCUGCUGCAGCACAUGGCCCACCCUGAUGCUGCCACCACCAAUGGCUACACCCCGCUCCACAUCUCGGCCAGGGAGGGUCAGGUGGAGACAGCCUCUGUCCUGCUGGAGGCCGGAGCUUCACACUCACUGGCCACAAAGAAAGGUUUUACUCCGCUGCAUGUGGCUGCCAAGUACGGAAGCCUAGAUGUAGCCAAACUUCUGCUACAGCGUCGGGCUCCACCUGAUUUUGCUGGAAAGAACGGCCUCACCCCGCUCCAUGUCGCAGCACAUUAUGAUAACCAGAAGGUAGCGCUCCUGCUUCUUGACAAAGGAGCAUCUCCUCACACCAUGGCCAAGAACGGCUACACUCCCCUCCACAUCGCAGCCAAGAAGAACCAGAUGGAAAUCGCCACCGUGCUGCUGCAGUACGGAGCUGAGACCAAUAUAUUGACCAAGCAGGGCGUCACUCCACUCCAUCUGGCCUCCCAGGAGGGCCACGCAGACAUGGCUGCCCUGCUCAUAAGCAAGGAAACCCAGGUCAACGUGCAAACUAAGAGCGGCCUGACUGCCCUCCAUCUGGCAGCUCAGGAGGAUAAAGUGGCGGUUGCCGAGAUUCUAGCCAGGAACGGAGCCAACCUUGACCAGCAGACCAAACUGGGAUACACACCGCUAAUUGUAGCAUGUCACUAUGGUAACGCCAAGAUGGUCAACUUCCUGCUUCAGAAUGGAGCCAGUGUCAACGCUAAGACCAAGAAUGGAUACACUCCCCUUCACCAGGCAGCCCAGCAAGGAAACACACACAUCAUUAAUGUACUGCUGCAAGGCGGUGCCAAGCCCAACGCCAUCACUGUGAAUGGAAACACUGCGCUGGGGAUUGCUCGGAGGCUGGGCUACAUCUCUGUGGUGGAUACGCUGAGGGUCGUCACUGAGGAGAUCAUUACCACCACGACGACGGUGACUGAGAAACACAAGCUGAACGUGCCAGAGACCAUGACUGAAGUGCUGGAUGUCUCCGAUGAAGAGGGUGAUGACACGAUGACAGGAGAUGGAGGGGAGUAUCUGAGGGCCGAGGACCUCAGGGAGCUGGGAGAUGACUCCCUGCCAGGACAGUAUCUGGAUGGAAUGAACUACCUCCGCUUCAGCCUGGAAGGAGGACGCACUGACAGUUCAGACAGGUCCUUCACACCCACCCACCACAGCUACUACUCCCCCAAACACGAGGGCCUGAUGGAGGAGAUGCUCACCAGUCACCAGGUUUCAUCACUUGCCAGGGAGAAUGAGAGGGAUUCAUAUCGUCUGAGUUGGGGCACAGAGAACCUGGAUAAUGUGGCUCUAUCCUCCAGUCCCAUCCACUCUGGCUUCCUGGUCAGCUUUAUGGUGGACGCCAGGGGCGGAGCCAUGCGUGGUUGCCGGCACAAUGGCCUACGCAUCAUCAUCCCACCCAGGAAGUGCAGCGCGCCCACACGUGUGACGUGUCGGCUGGUGAAGAGGCAUCGUCUGGCCACCAUGCCCCCGAUGGUUGAGGGCGAGGGCCUGGCCAGCAGGCUCAUCGAGGUGGGGCCGUCUGGUGCCCAGUUCCUUGGUCCAGUGAUUGUGGAGAUCCCCCACUUUGCUGCCCUGCGGGGAAAAGAGAGGGAGCUGGUGAUUCUGAGGAGUGAGACUGGAGAAAGUUGGAAGGAGCAUCACUGUGAACACACCCAGGAAGAACUCAACCAGAUACUCAACGGCAUGGACGAGGAGCUGGACACGCCAGAGGAGCUGGAAAGGAAGCGCAUAUGCCGUAUCAUCACUAGAGAUUUCCCACAAUACUUUGCAGUGGUUUCACGCAUCAAACAAGACAGUAAUCUGAUUGGUCCUGAAGGAGGCAUCCUGAGCAGCACUGUUGUGCCCCAAGUACAGGCAGUGUUCCCUGAGGGGGCUCUCACCAAGAGGAUCAGGGUUGGACUGCAGGCCCAGCCAGUGAGUGUGGAUGUAGUGAGGAAGAUCCUGGGGAACAAGGCCACCUUUAGUCCCAUCGUCACCCUGGAACCCCGCCGGAGAAAGUUCCAUAAACCUAUCACCAUGACCAUUCCUGUCCCCAAGAGCAACUCUGACCCAGUCCUCAACGGCUUCGGAGGAGACACCCCCACCUUACGACUGCUCUGUAGUAUAACCGGUGGAACAACGCCUGCUCAGUGGGAGGACAUAACAGGAACCACUCCAUUAACAUUCAUCAAUGACUGUGUCUCCUUUACCACCAAUGUGUCUGCCAGAUUCUGGCUGAUAGACUGUCGGCAGGUCCAGGAAUCUGUCAAUUUCUCCACUCAGGUGUACCGAGAGAUCAUCUGUGUCCCUUACAUGGCCAAGUUUGUCAUCUUUGCAAAGACCCAUGAUCCCAUUGAGGCUAGACUGCGUUGCUUCUGCAUGACAGAUGACAAGAUUGACAAAACCCUGGAGCAGCAGGAGAACUUCACUGAGGUGGCCCGCAGCAGAGAUGUUGAGGUCCUGGAAGGUAAACCUAUCUAUGCAGACUGCUUUGGAAACCUUGUUCCUCUCACCAAAAGUGGCCAGCACCAUCUCUUCAGCUUCUUUGCCUUUAAAGAGAACAGACUAGCACUCUUUAUCAAAAUCAGAGACAACACUCAGGAGCCAUGUGGCCGUCUGUCCUUUAUGAAAGAACCUAGGAACUACAGGUCACUCACCCAAAAUGCCAUAUGCAACCUCAAUAUCACUCUCCCAUCGUACUGCAAGACCAGCGGAACACUAGAGAAAUUAGAUCCACAGGAUGAAGCAGAGAGAAAAGAGCAACGGUUGGCCAUUAUAGCCGACCAUCUGGGCUUCAGCUGGACGGAGUUGGCACGAGAACUAGACUUCAGUGAGGAGAGGAUCAACCUAAUAAGGAUUGAAAACCCCAACUCACUACAAGACCAAAGCCAUGCCCUUUUGAAACUGUGGGUAGAGAGAGAGGGGAAGCAUACCACAGAAGCAACACUGAUUAAAAGACUGACUAAGAUCAACCGAAUGGACAUCGUUCACCUCAUUGAAACCAAGAUAAUCAAGUCCACUCAGGAGGAGACAUCAUCACAUACCUAUGCAGAAAUAGAGCGGACCAUAGCACUGGAUCAUAGUGAAGGUUUUUCCGCUCUUCAUGAGGACAUAGACAGCCCCAGGCCAGGCAGGCGUACAGAGGCCACAAGUAGGAGUCCAGGCUCAGGGCAAGAGGUACCCAUGGUGUCAGCAGAGGACCUGUCCACCAGUUUGUCAUCACUUCACGAGACAGCAGGGCGACCAGAGACAGACGCCACAGCAACAGGCUUUCUUAGAAAUGCCCAGAAAGAGAAACUAGAAAAAGAGAUGGAGUCAACACACUCAUCACAAAGAGUAUAUGAGGAAUUGACAGACACAGUACACACAGGCAGUUUGAAACAAGUAAGUCCUUUCUUCACAUUGUACUGCACCUCCCCUUACAACCUUCGAUCCCAUGUGAUAGACCCUCUGUACAAAGGGAGACCCAUAUUAUGCGCCCAAAUUUCCCCACCUCCUUACCCCACUGUACAGCCUUGUGAUGAUGAAGGGGCUGCUGGAUAUGAGGGGGCAGAGGGGGGAGAGGAGUGGAGCUUGGAGUGUCUGCAAACUACCCAUUCUCAAUACAGUGCUCAUCACUUGUCACCGCUGCCUUGGCGAGAGUCUUCCAAUAGUUCUCGGACAGGCGUAUGCGAGAGUCGACCGUUAUCUAUGACCGAUUUUGGAGAUAGCUUGAUUGAGUGUGAUCAAGCUGAACAAGACUUUAGAAAACUUUCUAUGGAGCUCACAGAAACCGAAGAGGUCACUGAAAAGGUUUGCUUUACGGAACAACCUACAAGUGAACAAAGGCCACUACCAACUGAGACCACCUCUGUGCCUCCUUCUGGUUCCGCAACGACAGAAUCCAAGCAGACCAAACAAAUGGCUAGAACACACGUGGAAGAAGUUUCACGUCGACUCUAUCAAGUCUUGUAUGGAUAUGAUGUUGAGUUUAUCGAUUCAGAUAGUGAGGAUGUGUCCGCAGUGGUGAUGAAUGCAGCCCCUGAAGAUGCAAAUCAAGCUGGAGCCAGGAAAGAUGAACUUGUGGGAGCUGCAAAACACAUGAAUGUUGAUGAAAAUGUUUCAAACUCUGAGCAUAAGAUUGAUGUUCACCAAGUCUUAAUGUCAGGGGACCUUGAUGUCACUUCCCUUCAUGGCAUGAAUCAAACCAAGACUGCCAAUCAGGCAUUAGCAGGUCCUUCUGUCACUUGUACCAUUCCAAGUUUAUUGUCUGAAAAACCAAAACUCAUGAGUUCAACGGGCUUCAUUCAGAGGUCACAUGACUCAACUUUUGAGAAGAUAGAUAUUUAUUCAGUGGAUAAGUUAGACAUACCAAAAGCUGAGUAUAGCUUUGAGAAGACAAUGUCAUCCAGACAGAAUGAAAAUGAGGUUGUGGUCUCUGUAGAGUCUACAUCUGACAUUAAUGCAUCCAGAUAUAGAUCCUGUUUACCUGAAUCCACAUGUGAAACCAUUUGUGACCUUAAUAGCUUAGUUCAUGAUGGAUCAUCUUCAUGUGAAUGUGUGACUGAAAUAGCAAUAUUACAAACUGAGAGUAGGGCCUCAACGCCUGAUUCAGCAUUGUCAGUUCAUGAGCUUAAUUUUCUUGCACCAGAUUCUCCAAUACCUCAAUUCAGGCCAUUGUCUCCCCUACCACCUCCUGUUUCUCCAUGGGAAACUGGUGACGUUGGGACUUCUGCCCAGGGGCAACCAUUACUGAGUGCACCAGGAGACAUCCAUAUGCUGUUAACAUCAGGGGCAGAGGAAAGACCAUUAACACCAAUGGUUUCAAACAAAAGACCAUUUGGAGGGCCAGUAUCACUAGGCAGUGAUUAUAGUGGUGAGAGAUCUAUUUCACCUCAGUCAUUAACUUUUGACAAAGAAGACAGAGCAGCGUCACCUGAGUCUGACAUUUUAGAAACGAUUCCGUAUUUUUUUACGUCUUUUGAGCAUGUGAGGCCUGGUUUGCAUGAGAUGAGACCAUCAUCUCCUGAAUCCGGUGGGUGCAUAACUGCACAUUGUAAGCUACCACGAGACUCCCCUAUCCCACAAUUUAGACAAGUCUCUGAGUCCUUUACAACUUGUCAGUGUAGAUCAUCAUCACCUGAGCCAGUGUCAUCAGAUCUGGAUUUUGAAACUACACUUUUGUUAUCAAAGCCUCUUGAAAACAGGCCAUCAUCCCAAGAAUCUCUAGCAUCUGUAAAUGAAUAUAAGGCACUUUCACCGGAUUCACCUAUACCCAAAUUAAGUCACAGCUGGCCUGACUCAGCUAUUGUAAUGAUAGAGGAAAGGUUCAUUUCACCUGAAUCACAGGAAUGCUCAGAUGUAGAAUAUGGCUCCAUGUCUCCAGCAAUAGUCAGCCAUGAAGAUAGAGCUUCAUCAACUGAUGCAGCUUCAUCUGGAGAUGAAUCUGAUUCUGUUUUAACUGUUGGUGGACAGAGAUUACCCAUCCCUGAAUCAACUGAAUCUGCAGAGAUAGUGUGUAAGCCCAUACAUGCUGAUGAAGGAAGAAAAUCAUUGGAACCAUUAGUAUUUGAUACACAAAACAAUCCAUCAACAUCAGUAGAAUCGGUACCCGAGGAUGAUGAUGAUUGGUUUAUUAUAUCUGUAUCUGAUAUUGAGGAAAGACCACUUUCACCAGAGUCAGUACCUGACUAUAGACCAAUGUCUCCACAGUCGGUAAUGUUAGACAUUAGAGCAUCCUCUCCUGAAUCAGAAACAUUCAGUGAGUUUCUCCCUCCAGAUUCUCCCAUACCGCAAUAUACACUGUCUGAGCACCAUGCUGUUGCUAUCAAUGAUCAUUCAUCAUCACCAGAAUCUGAGUUGUCAGGCACAGAGUAUGAGGCCAUGCCAUUGCUAUCAUAUUUUGAGAAACGGCCUUUAUCUCCUGAUUCAAGUGGUUCUGAAAGUGAUUAUGGGCAUAAUCCUACAACUCACCUAACUCUUGAGAAAGACACAAAGCAUGAACGAGCUAUUGUUGUGGAAGAUCAAGCAUUUGCUGAAGAGCAAUUUGAAACAAAAACAAAUAUAAUUACUGGUCUAGAGAAGUCAAAAACUCAAGAAAAAUAUUCAACCUUUGUUUCAUCCAAAUCUAAAGAAGAAAAUCCUAUGAAACAUAAUGAAACUGAAAUUGCUAAGAUACAAUCAGUUGUGCCUGAUGUCAGUCAAUUUAACCAAAACGUUUUCACACCACCAGCAGGAGCUGAGGUCUGGUCAGCUAAAGUUACAAAAGAAUUCUGUCAUGAGUUUCUUGAUGAAGAAAAUGCAAAGGAGGAAAUGUACAACCCCAUUACUAAGGAGAGAAAAUUGGCCAGAAAGAAAAAAUCAAAAAAAUCAGUCAAAUCUGAUAAUAAAACUGUGCAGAAUGUUACAAAAUAUGGAAAAGAAUCAUCUGAGUUUAGGGAUACAUAUGAGGAGACACAAGGACCUGUUCAAGCUCUGUCACCUCUUUUGUCUCCAGAAUCUGCAUCUAAUUAUCAACCAUUAGCAUUUAGUACAAAUGUUCCCGAUGAUCAUCAGUUACCCAGAGAGUCUUCAGUUUCUGUAACUCAGCAUCAUAUACCACUAUCCUUAACAGAAUAUUCAGAACCAGUCUACAGUUUAUCAUAUGAUGCAGAACUCUGGAAGCUCAUCUCUCAAAUUCAUGACCCGCAGUAUGUAGGAGAAAAUUUCAUGAGUAAAAUAGGAGUAUUUCAGUUUGCUGAAACAAAGACAGAGUCUUACCAGACCAAGUUAGAUGUAAUGACUGAAGAUGAAGCUGCUGCUUUGCAAUCCGAAAAUUACAGAAGAUCAUUGUCACCUGAUUCUGAAGGAGAGAGACCCAUGUCUCCAGAUUCCUCCAACUCAGGGAGAUCUGUAGAUAGUCAGGGAGCUUUACUGCCAGAUUCCCCUAUCCCUCAGUUCUUUGUCUCUUUCUCUGGACCUCUUCAAGUUUAUCACAGGUCAAUGUCAACAGAGUCAGCAUUGUCAGAUCUGGAUCUGGAGAGAGAUAUAAACAUUUCUUUUCUUUUUGAAGACAGAUCAGCUUCUCCUGAUUCAGUAACAUCUGUAAACAUGUACAGGACACUAUCGCCAGAAUCACCUAUCCCUGACUUUAGACCGUCUUUAGCGGAAUCAGUUAAAAUUGCCACAUUGGAUCGAUCUUCAUCAGUUCAAUCAAUAACCUCUGAUUUAGACUGUGUGUCUGUCUCUUCAUCAGAAUUCUUUGCUCAGAACAGACCAACAUCCCCAUGUUCCAUUGAUGAAAACAGGCCACUUUCACCUGAGUCACCCAUCCCUGUGUUUGGACAGGGUUUAGCAGAAUUUGGUGGUUGGACGGCACUGUCAAGAUCCUCGUCAACUUUUUCAGUUUGUUCAGAUUUAGAAUAUGGGGCUGUGUCUCUGUCACAACUGUUCUCUGGAGUUAGACCAUCCUCACCCAAGUCAGUAGUUUCCGGAGAUGAAUACAGAGGUGACUCAUCGAUACCAGAAUUCAAAACAGGGCUGACUGAAUCAGUUUUAGUUAUUGCUCAUAGAUCAUCUUCUCCCGAGUCAGUGGUUUCUGAUAUUGAAUAUACACAAUCAGAUGUAGGUAUAAGUAUUUGUGAGCAAAGGCCUGACUCACCAGAUUCUCAAGUAUUAGGGACCACAGAGAGACCAUUUGCCGGUAGUAGUCAAACCUUACCUCUAAAGGCAAUAAGGGUACCAGUGUAUAGGCUUGUUUAUGAUGCUGAACUUUGGAGGCUCAUUUCUCAAAUACGUGAUCCCCAAUAUGUUGGGCAGACUUUUUCCAGUAAAACUGCUGUUUUCAAGUAUGCAGGGAUAAGAACUGAGUAUGUUCCAGAGGAUUCAGGUGUGAAGGAGGAAGAGUUGGAGGGUGGUGUGAAGCUGGACAUUGCAGAUUCAUCAGAUGCAGAUGUUCAUCAAGCAAUGCAAAGAAAGACUGAGGGAAAAGAGAGCCCAGUGCCAGAGUACAGGUCUUUACCACCCGGCACACUGAUAAGUGAAGCAGUUGUUUCCGUGCUUGAGGAAUCAGCUGCUGAUGCAAUAUAUAGAACAAACCAGCUCAUAUGUCAACGGCAUGAUCCCCAUUUUAUUGGAGAAGCCUUUGUAAAUAGAGCUGAAAUGUUUGAAUAUGAGGAUAUUAAUAAAGAAUGUGUUGUGCUUGAUUCAAGUGCAGAAGAGACAGAGACAGAAUGUAGGUCUCUCUCACCUGAGGCCCUGAAGUUACUAAGUAUUCCGAAGGCUGAUUUGCAGGAGACAGGAAUCUCUUUAGAUGAGUACAGACCUUUGUGUCCAGAUUCAUCAAUUUUUCUUCAACUUUCUGUCUCAAUUCCUGAAUCCUCAGUGGAACAUAACAGGGCACCAUCUUCCAAUCCUGUGUCAGAUUCAGAACUUGAGCAAUUUGAUGUUGCUGCUUUGUCUUCGAGGUUAUCAUCUCCUGAAUCAGAAGCAUCACUAAGCAAAAAUGGGCUUUUCUCACCUGACUCACCAGUGCCUGACUUUAGGCCAGAUUUACAGAGCUCUCCUGUUUUAUUUGGUGGAUCUAGAUCUUCCUCACCUGAAUCAGGUGCCUCAGAUCUUGAGGGUUCAUCAGAGUUCUUUCCUUCAGAAUUCUGCAUUCAAGAUAGACCAGAUUCUUCUGAUUCAGCGACAUCAGAAAUUAACAUGCAGCCACUCUCACCAGACUCAGUGGCAAGUUCUGAAAAUGAGUUCAGGGCAUUUUCACCUGAUUCACCGAUACCUGAAUUCAGACAGGCUAUACUUCACCCAGCUACUUCAACUGCUGAAUACAGAUCUCCAUCCCCUGAGUCAUUUUGUUUUUCAUAUAUAGAGAAUGAAGAUGUAUCAUCUUCAUCAGUGUUCAAUGAUCGUCGACCUCCAUCACCUGACUCAUGGGUAUCUGGAGAUGAGCACCAGGCUCUGCCACCAGAUUCACCUGUACCUCAGUUCAUGGCAAGAGUAGUUGAAUGUUUUCCGUCGUUUAUUGGGUUUAGGUCACCACCCCCUGUAUCAAAUACAUCAGAUGAUGAAUAUGCAUCUUUGAUGAAUUCCCCACCUGAUACUGAAGACAGACCAGCUUCUCCGGAGUCGUUAGAACUAGAGGAAGAAGAAGAGAGACCUCUGUCACCUGAUUCUGAACUGGAAUACAGGACAUUUUCCUCUGCAUCUUUGAUGCUAACGUCAAAUUUCAGAUCGUUGUCUCCUGAUUCAGCUGGCUCGUUGGAUGAAUUCAGAGCUCUAUCACCAGACUCACCUAUUCAAGAGUUUACACAGGUGGUACAAGAGUCAUUAAUCACACACAUGGAAUAUAGAUCCUCUUCACCCGAGUCAGUAUUGUCAGAUUUGAGCAUUGAAAUGGAAUUAUCUCUCUCAGUGUUAUUGGAGAGCCGACCCUCAUCUCCUGAGUCUUUAACAUCAGUCAGUAAAUACAGAAGACUCUCUCCUGAUACUCCCAUAUCUAAGUUUUGGCCAGCUUUGCCAGUUCUGUAUGAUUAUGUUAACACUUACAGGUCAUUAUCACCAGAUUCAGUGGCAUCAGAUGCAGACUUUGACCCACUAAUGUCUCCGCUGUUUGAAGUCGAGGGGAGGGUGGAUUCUCCGCAGUCAAUGUCAUCUUUCUAUGAAUACCAACAUUUGUCCCCAGACUCUCCAGUACCUCAAUACAUCCAUACUGAACCUUUCAUAUUAACAGCAAUGUGUAGAUCCACAUCACCUGGAUCAGUAUAUUCUGAUGAGGACUUAGAGACAGAUUUGUGUAUCCCCUGGCUUUUUGAGGACAGAGCAGCAUCUCCUGGUUCAGCUACAUCAAAAGAUGAAUUUAGACCUCUUUCACCAGAUUCACCCAUUCCUGACUUUACACAGGCAGAACAAGAGUCCAGAAUAUCCCAUAUGGACUUAAGGUCUUCUUCACCUGAAUCAGAGGCUUCAGAAAUAGAAUAUGUACCUUUGAUUUCACAGAUGCUUGAUUUUGAAGACAGAGCAGAUUCUUGUCAAUCAGGGGAGUCUGAACUUGAUUUAAGAUGCUUGUCUCUUGACUCUCCCUUACCCCAGUACACCAUGACUGCACCCACUAUGUUUGGAGUCAGAUGCAGAUCCAUAUCACCUGACCCAGUAUAUUCAUAUGAGGAUUUAGAGACAGAUUUGUGUAUCCCCUGGCUUUUUGAGGACAGAGCAGCAUCUCCUGGUUCAGCGUCAUCCGAAGAUGAAUUUAGAGCACUUUCGCCAGACUCACCCAUUCCCGCAUAUACUGAGGUACGACAGCUGUCCUUCAUAUCACACAUGUUCCUAAGGUCCAUUUCACCUGAAUCACAGGUGUCUGAUCUUGAUGAGGAAAUUGAGUUAUCUUUCCCAACGGUUAUAGAAGACCGAUCUUCUCCCGAGUCCUUAGUAUCUCUUAGUAAAUACCGAAGACUGUCUCCUGAUUCCCCUAUACCUGAUUUCAGACAGGCUUUGCCAGAGACAUAUCCUGAGUUUAAAGCUUCCAGGUCAUCUUCACCUGAUUCUGAGUCUUCAGAAAUAGAAUAUGCACCUUUGAUUUCACAAAUGUUUGAUUUUGAUGACAGAUUGGAAUCGCAUCAGUCAGAGGUGUCUGAAUCUGAUCUGAGAUGUUUGUCUCCUGACUCUCCCUUACCCCAGUACAACAUAAGUGCACCCAUUAUAUUUGGAGUCAGAUACAGGUCCACAUCACCUGACCCGGUAUAUUCAGAUGAGGAGUUAGAGACAGAUUUGUGUAUCCCCUGGCUUUUUGAGGACAGAGCAGCAUCUCCUGGUUCAGUUACAUUCAAAGAUGAAUUUAGAUCUCUUUCGCCAGACUCACCCAUUCCCAAAUUUAAACAGGCACUACAAGAGUCCACCAUAUGUCAUGUGGACUUGAGGUCCACUUCACCUGAGUCACUGUUGUCAGAUUGGGAAAUGGAAUUAUCCUCCCCCACAUUCUUGGAAAACAGACCUUCAUCUGCUGAAUCUUUAGCAUCAAUUGGACAUUCACCUGAUUCACCUUUACCUGACUUUAUGCAACCAGUGUUUGGAUUACCUGAAACUAUUUGUGGAUAUAGGUCAACAUCCCCUGAGUCAACCUGUUCUGAUGUAGAAUACAUUGUUAUAAGCCCGGGAACACAUAUUUAUGAAAAUAGACCCCAUUCACCUGGCUCAGGGGCAUCUGAAGAUGAAUACCAGGCUCUGUCACCAGACUCACCAAUACCUGAAUACAGUACAGGAGUGCCUGAAAAUGUCAUUGUGAAUGUUGGCUAUAGGUCAUCCUCCCCAGAAUCCAUUGAAUCAGAACUUGAGUAUGCUUUGAGUGAGGACAUUAGGAAAUCUAGUGCAGAGGGUAGACCGGAUUCUCCUGAAUCAGCAGGAUCAGGAGUGCAAGAGAGACCACUAGAAGAGAGGUCAGCAUCACAAGAGCUUUUCGAAAUAGAUGAGGACAAAUUGCUUUUGCCACCAAAUAAAUCGAUACCCCAAAAUGUAUCAAUUACCAAUGUAACAACCACUACUAGAACUGAUGUAUCAUCAGCGAUGGCGCCUACCUCCCCACAGGAAUCAGCUGCUAUGGCAGCUGAGUAUAAUCUAAUUUAUGAUGCAGACCUAUGGAAGCUGAUUUCUCAGGUUCACGAUCCUCAGUAUGCUGGAGAAACUUUCAGUAAUAAAACAGGAUUUAUUCAGUUUAUUGGUAGUGCAAAAGAAAUUAAUGUUCCAGAUGAUAAACAAGAUAAAGUAAAAGAUAAAAGUGAGCGUGAUGUCAUUGCCACACUCUUACCUUCAGAGGGGACACAUCCAUUUGCUUCAACAGACAUAACCACAACUGAUGAUGUUUGCUCUUCAAGUGCACAAGUUACAUCUGAUAUAUCUGUUUCAGAGUCACCUCCACCAGGGAUUGAACCCAUUUUGUUCUUUGAAGCAGCUCCAUACAGACAGGCUAAGUACACAUUUGAAGUACUUAUCCCUGAGGCACAAACAAAGUCUGAUGAUGAUUGGGUGAUUGUUUCCAAAUCUGAUGAUGUAUGCUAUUCACCAGAAUCCCUGAUAGACUACAGGCCCAUGUCUGCUAAUUCAAUGGUGCAAGAAACAAGACCAUCGUCCCCAGAAUCUGUAACAUCAGUCAAUGAAUUUAGACCACUCUCCCCAGAUUCCCCCUUACCUGACUUUGCAGUUGCAGUGCCAGAAUGUGUAAUAUUCUUGAGAUCAACAUUAUCUUCACCUGAAACUUUGGCAUCAGAUAUAAAUAAUGUGCCAUUUGAAAGCUUGGAAUAUCAAUUUGCAGAACACAGGCCAUCAUCUCUAGAAUUGACACCUGAGUUUGAUGGGAACAGGUCACUAUCUCCAGACUCUCCUAUCCCUCAGUUCACAGUGUCAUUGGAGUAUGCCACUACACUUGGCACAUCAUCACCUGAAUCAAUAGAUUUAGAUUCAGAGUGCGAGCUUAUGGUCACAUCAUCAAGAGACACUGAGACUGACAGACCAUCCUCAUGUGAAUCCAUAUCAUCUAUCAGUGAGUUCAGAAAACUAUUGCCUGACUCACCAGUACCUGAUUUUAUGAGAAUAUUGUCUUCUUAUUUUAUGGAUGCUCCCCAGGUUGACAGAUCGUAUUCACCAGUGUCUUUCUCGUCAGACUGUGAGUUUGUAGCUUUACCUAUUGACUGUUGGAUUGACGACAGCCCAAGGCCACUGAGCCCCAAGGAGGUUGAGUCAGAAGAGGAAUUAUUUUGUUGGGAAGAUACUAAUAGGGUCAUCACUAAACCACAAGUUUUGAGUCAUGUGACAUCUCCUGUAUUGCCCCAGUCUUCAUCAUUACCAAUUCAAACUAGUGAGACAAAGUCUAAGAAAGGAUAUGUCAGUCCUGACUGGCAAAAAGGGCCGCAAUCAGAAGUUUUGUCAUACAAAUGGACCCAGUGUGGAUCAGAAGCUGAAAGUAUCUCCACUUUACAUGCCAUGGUUUGUGAGAAAGACUUCUGCAAAGACUCUCCUGUGAAACUGUCAUCAGUUCAAGAUGCAAAGAGAAAAGAAAAGCUCUUACACGUCAGUGCUGGAGGAGUCAAGAACAAGAUGGCCUCACAAAGGGCUUCUCCACAGACACCAGAGGAAACUCAGUUUCAAACAGACAGUCAGGUGCAAAGCAAACUGUUGUCUGCUACAACGGUGACACAAGAAAUCAAUAAACUAGGUGUGGUGUCCAAUGAUGACGAGCCAAUGAAAUCUGUUCCCCUAAAGCUGCCUGACCAGGAUACAUACACAACCCACAGAAGUGUUUCCCCCAUUCUACCUGCACUUUUACCUGAGUGGGAGCUGUCUCCUGAGAAAGCACAGUCCAAUGAGCUAUUUUCACCCAUGUCUACUCAGUUUUUGGUACCACCAGAUUAUGAAGCAGUAUUUUCAGGACAUCAAACCCUGAGAGUUUCUGAUUUUAGCCAAGCAUCCCUGAAUGAUUCGGUGUCCCCAGUGUUCAGAGACUCAGUUUCAGCUCAGGCAGACACCUCCAAGGGAGAGUCUGCAAAUGUUGAACAUUUAGAGUUUUCUCCAGACUUUAACAGAGUCCUCUCCGAAUCCGGGCAAACAGUCUCUGAUUUUGAUCCAGAGGUCCUACCAAAGGAACUUAGUAAGGGAUCGGACAGUCCACAGCACUCUGACUCAGACACGGAAUUCUUUGACUGCAGACAAGCCUUGUCUGACUUCUCUGAACCAGAGGAAGAGAAACUGAAACAUGAGAUUGCCUAUCAUAUCUCUGAACCCCCAUCGCCACUGCCUGGGAGCAGCCCUGAUGUUGGCUUCCUGAAAGGGAGCCCUCAGUACACCUCUCAGCCUUUCCUCCGAGUGGAAGAUUACAAGCAUUUCUCCUCUGGCAGUGAAAGUCUCAAUGAAUUUGCUUAUGAUUCGGAUGGUUCACGGGAGUGUCCAACAGUGGGCAACCUCCCAGUGUGUGAGGAGCUUCCUUCGAGAGAUCAGGCAGGGUAUAGCGAUGAUGAUGACUUCCUGGGAAGGGAGAUAGCAGAGGAGCUAGGGAUGCUGUCCUCUGAUAGCUCAGAGGAGGAGGUGCUGACCACCAGGGUGGUCCGACGCAGAGUUAUCAUUCAGGCAGAUACCCUGCCAGAUAUCCCAGCACAGACCGUCACAGAGGAGAAGUACACAGAUGAGCACGGCCACAUGGUAGUUAAGAAAAUCACACGCAAGGUGAUUCGUAAGUAUGUGUCAGCAGAUGGCAUGGAGACGCAGGAAGUGACUGUUGAGGGUUCUCACCAGGAGUCAGUGCAGAUCGAGGAGGGAGACAGCGUCUCCAGAGUGGUGAAGAGGACUGUACUUCACAGUGAAGGAGAUCAGAAAGAGCUGACCUUCUCAGAGCCCCUGGCUCUUGGCGCCGCCACUGAAUCUGAGUUUGAGGUGGAGCCGGUGAAAGGUCGAAAGGUCAGCAAGGUUGUCAAGACAACAGUGGUGAGAGGCGAGAGGAUGGAGAAGCAGACGGGGGACCCUUCACUGACUGCAGAUCUCCCUUCAGCUAGACAGGACUUUGAGAAGGCGUUGAGUUAUGCUGGAGGCUUUGGGAAAGUGCUCCUGCCUCAUGUAGUAGAGAAAGAGAUUGUGCAGGACGACGGUUCUGUGGUUAAAAGAAGCCAGAUGCGUAAGUGUCGGACCCAGAAGAGGACUGUGGUGAGGGAUGUCCAGGGAAAGCAUGUGCACCUGGAGCGUCUGGACGACAACCCAGACGCCCUGCAGCCCGACGCACUGCAGCAGCACCUGCACCAACUGCUCCAACGCUACUGUGGGGACGACCAGGAGGAGGAGGAGGAGGAGGAGGAGGAGGAGGGAGAGGAAGAGGAGAGCUUUGACUGAGCAGCUGCUUCCACUAAUCUUUUCCCUACAUCUUCCACUGAAGCCUUUGGUGACAUACGCUUCCUCAGAUGUCCCAGCCCCCCUUCCUGUUGUCCUCACUGAUCACUGGAUUACACUCUUUCUUUUCUUUUCUUUUCUUUUCUUUUCUUUUCUUUUCUUUUUGUCAAUAAUGAAACAGUAUUUUUCAUGCUUUAUCACUCUUCCUCCCUUCACAUUGUGUUUCAUUUGCUCUUUUUGUGACCAAAGAUGGCACCCCUUCUGUCGGAUGAUUAUUUUUGUUUCUGGCUGCUGUGGUGUGAUCACAGUACGAUGCACCAAAGGUGGAUCAAAGUCAGCGGGGGCAUCUAGGACAUUUCCCCUCACACACGGGCCUCUUCUUGAAGAACUCUUGUAAACAUUUGUACAUAGAGGGGAUGAAAAAGAUCAUGCUUGGACUGGUGAAAAAGUUGAAAAAAUGGAAAGCAUUUAAUACAUUAGCCCACGUCAACCUGCUGUACAUGCACCGAUUCAGCUGGAGAAUGGCCACCGUACAGAUGAGAUUAAUGUUCCAGAGAGAGUUCAUGGAGAGGAGUGAAUGUGUGUAUCACCAUGGACUCUUUUACAGCCACCCUGAUCAGUUUACAAAGGCUGUGUGGUCACACCUUUUGUCUUCCCAUGAUGCAUCUGCCCUUAUUUUGUUUUAAGUGUGCGUCUUUCUAAUGUGUGUUGUGAAUUCACAUGUUAUCCGUCACAGAGCUGCCACCUCUGUGUGUAUAUACAGCGUGUCUAUUGAGAAAGAAAGUAGUAAUGAGGAAUGUUUUUUUGAGGAUCACUCACCGUCGUCUGUGUUCCAACUCCACCUUCACGUGCUGCUUCUCCUCACUUCGUACUGCAGCCAUGCUCAGAAAAGUGUCCUCCAUCGAGCCUUGAAAGGAUAAAGCUGGUUAUUCUUCUCUUCUUGUCAACAAAUCUCAUGUACAGAAACAAACCGACAAAGAAACCACCUAUUAUUAGAGAUUGUGUGUGUAUCAAAGCCCUAUAUAUCUUGGUUUUCUGUGCCAUAGAAGUCGGUCGUUGUCCAAUAAUGAUGUUUCUUCAUUACCAUGAAAAUCUUUAGUCAAAACUAGUGGACAUGUUUUAAAUUACCAAGUCAACAUUUGUAUGUAGGGCCCAUGUAGGUAGUAAAUGGGCUGAAAAAUAGACCCCUGCCAAAUGGCCACAUGGGUGGGUUUACCCAAGUGUGCCAAAAAUGGGUUAUGCUAGGGGCUACCUGGGUACCAAGUGGGCCCAGAGUGGCAUCUUAUCUGGGGCCCACAGGUAAACCCAUGUGGGCAAUUGGCAUGUGGUAAUUGGUGCACUUCACCCGUUUCACACGUCAAAGUCAUUUUACUACUUGUUAGUACUUCUAAAGGGCCGUCCACACCAAGGACUACAACCGUAACUAUAACCAUAACCAUACAUCCAUGGAGGAUCCACGCUGAUGGAUGAUAGCAUUCUGUAAACUGCUUUGCAGUAAUUGAAUCAAACACUCUAAGUUUCAUUCAUACUUUGGUAUGAGUCAACAUGAAUGUGCUGACAUUGUGUCAGUGGUCAAAGAAGACAUCAGUAAAGACAAAACCAACUUCAGAGAGCCCAUUAGUGCCAGAGUGCGUUUGGUGUCAUGUCUCAGGGGGAAAAAAAUGACUUUUUUUGUCAUCUGCAGCCCAAUAAUAGGUCAUACAAUAACUGUGAUUGAGUGAUUCUACCAUGUUAACGGUUGUUCCUAAAUCUUAAAUGAGAGAGAUAUGCUGCAAUUAAGAAACUGAUAUUAUAAGCACUCCUAAAAUUUUAUUUUCUUGAAAAAUUGAAAUAUACUGAUGACAAACAAACUGAACACUUUAAAUUCAGAGGAUUUGGAUCUAAAUUUAAAAGUUAUGUUGCAUAUAAAUCAUCAUAUUAAGGUGAUGUUUUUUAAUCAAUAUGGGGGACUUUUUUCUUUCAUCUUCCUAUUCUGUUAACAGUCAGCAAGUCCAUCUACUGGCCAGAAUCUGCUACAGUCAGGGAGUUAAUUACUGAUGACAGGAAUAACAAAAGAAAACCAAACAGCUCCAAACAUCUCUUUUAAUAUAAAAACAGAAUUUUGUGGUCUAAAUUAGAUUUUAGGAUCUCUGUUGGUUGUGACGUCUAAAUAAGACAGAUUCUGAUUGGCUGUUAGUAUUUCUGUCGUUCAUGAAAUCACUCCAGUGAAUGAGUUUAGCGGUUGCUGUAGUGUGGACUCUAACAUGCACUUAAGUUUGAAUGAUUUUUAGUUAUUGUUGUUGGUGGGGAUGGCCCUUUAGCUGAUAAAACAAUAGUAUGCUGGAGGAGCUUUGUCAAGUCUGAGAAAGUAACCCUGAUGAUGUCAUAGUGUCGUCAUGUGUUAAUUCUUAACUGAACCCUUACAAGACAGAGUUGUGUUAGAAAGAUCAUCAUCAGAUAUUUACUUGUUUAUAAUUUACCUUUUAUUCUGCGUCAUUGCUCAUAUCAGGAAGAGUAGAGGUGUAUUUGAAAGAUUUUAGCUUGCCUUUGCUGCCAAUUAUUACCGAUAGUAAAACUAGUAUUUCACCUUAAUUCUCAUUGUCGUUGAUGCUGCAAAUAAAUCCGGCAGAAAAUGUUUUGAUGUGAACUUUUAUAAUACAAUUUCUUGUAUUAUGUAUUAAAACAUUUAGGGUACACUUUCUGAGACUUCCUUAUUCUUAUCUUAUUAUUACGUAAAUAACAAAAUGCCAUUAAAAAGUGACAUCAUUUUAGCUAUGUUAGAGAGGAGGGCAUUUCAAGAAAAAGUUACAGUUCAGGCUGUUUAAAAAAACAGUUGCAUGUUUUCAUACAAGAAGUAAAGCGCACAAAUCUGAACAAAUCCCACAUAACCAUGAGCUGGUAAUUUGUGCAUAACUCACAUAUUUUGGAAGGCAGCGAUCAUGUGACCAAUGUCAUGAGGAGUAAACAAGGAAGCAGUUUGAGGUGGUGGAUGCGUCACAAAAUGCUGGAAUUUUCUAUAGAUGUUUGGAAUCGUGCGAACAUGUGAACUUUAAGUCAUUGUAAGGUUGUCAUUAGUAUUUUUCUUUUCCUAAACCUAACCACAGUAACUUUCGAUGCUCUAACCUAACCUCUGUUACUGCAUGUUAAGGACAUAAUGUCAUUUGUGGGGCACUAAUUAAUAGGAUAUCUUAUAAACUGUUCCACAAGGUGAGGGUGUACAGUUACAGUCCUUCCAGGAUUUCACUGGCAUUAAAGGCAUGAAACGCCUGAUUUCACAGCUUUUCUAAAAGUCAGCAAAAACCAAAGGCCAAAGGCUUUUGUGCUGAUCAUCAGGGAAUUGCCAAGAAUUCACUGGGUUGGUCAAAUUUGCAUCACAAACAUCACAACAUCUUGGAGGGGUUGAUUAAGGGAGCGUGCCCACUGUAAUUUCUAAUAAGUUAAACCACAUACCUGCUUUCCAGAGUAAUCAUGAGAGCACCAAAUGUGGUUGUGAGUCCUGAGCAGCUGUUUUAGGAGAUGACUUAGGGGCCAUUACAGUCUCUUGCAUGAAAUGUUUAACUUUUGUUGUGGUUUGGCCUUUCGUUCACACCACAAUGGCAUUUUUUGGGCCUGAAAAUGCAAACUUUUGAAACAGGAUUCCAGAGUGUUAUUUUUUUGAAAACGCCACGCUUCUGUCACCAUGUAAACUGGUAAUGUGUAGAUCCUGUGAGAACAGUGACGUCCAGAUCACACUUUUUGCACUUUGCUUUUCUAUGAUAUGUCAUUACUAAGUUUCACCACCAAUUACUGGCCUGAAAUGCAUACUGCAGCGUCUAUCUACAUGAGGACUGUUUUUUCACAAUGUUAUCAUAUAAACGCAGAUUUAAAAAAAAAAAAAAAAAAAACGCAAUGGAAAGACUUUUCCAGUUUUAGUGGGGCCAUUAUAGUCUAAAUGUGGCCUGAGCCUUUUUAUAUAAAGUACAAAAUAUAAAAUAUUUAUUAUUGAGUAACCAGUCGGCUCUGAGCCACGAGACACAGUCAGGAUGGGACACCAGAGAGUGUUGAGAGACGGAUUAACACAUUGUUGGUUUUGGUCUCUUCAUGGGGUUUGUUGACAUUAAUAAACUAUAGAAUAUCAGCUGACAUAUCCUUUAAGUUUGUAUCCUCAACACAUACUAUAGAGAUGCUUUGCUUUAAUUGCUGUUGUUGUUUUGACUGUUUCUUGUUAUCAUUGCUAUCAGAGGAUCAUCUCAUCAACUUCACAUCCAGGCAAAGGCCAACUUUCACUGACUUCAGUCACCACAUAUUCAACCUCCUCAUUUAUUUAUUGCCAUCCAUCUGUGAUCCCUGUAUACUCCAGCAGCUGAAGCUGAGAGUAGUGUAUGUGUGUGUAUAUGUGUGUGUUUGGGAGUUUGUUUGAAUGUGUUCUAAAGCAAAAGGUAAAGACAAAGAUUUUUCUCCAUCGUAGACAAACAUUGGUUGGAUUGUGUACAUGCUGAUAAAGUAUGUUUGGUGUUCUUCUCCAGUUGAGACUUUAUCGAUGUAACGAUACAAUCCUUCAGUUGCCGUUUACUUUGUUUGUGAUCCAAUGGAAGAAUAAAAGAAAUGUCAAAGGAGAACAUUGAUUUGAUAAAUGAGCAUCUUGUUUCCAUGGUGAUAACAAUAUAUACAUAUUAACAGCGCAAAUAUCUAUGCGGGCAUGUAUGACUUUAUCAAAUUAUUACUUAAAAAAAUAAACCUGAAACGCUAACAAGGCAUAGCAGCUGCAGUGUGUACAUGGCAGAACAAUAAAACUGUACGUGUCCAAUGUGAA